Molecule: messenger RNA, 1406 nt
Organism: Zea mays
Lineage: Eukaryota; Viridiplantae; Streptophyta; Magnoliopsida; Poales; Poaceae
Exons: 1
Coding region: 68-1033 (321 amino acids)
Cellular component (GO): membrane
Source: RefSeq, marked validated
GUUCUGACUUCACCUGCGCUGGCGGCUGCUCAGCUCCGAGCCCCGAGUACUGAGCCCCUCCACUGCUAUGGACAUCUUCUUGAUCCGCGCCUGUCUCCUCCGGCUGCUGCUGGUGCUCUUCGCCGCCGCCGCCACCUCUCCGGCGGCGGCGCAGUCGCAGCCGCCGUCGCCCGCCAGGAUACUCGACGCGGCGCUGCAGGACUACGCGUACCGGGCCUUCGCGCGCCCCCGCACCGGCAUUGUCUACAACGCCACGCUCCCGGGCAACCUCACCGGCAUUGCCGUCUCCGCGGUCCGCCUGCGCAGCGGCAGCCUCCGCCGGAAGGGCUUCCCGGGCUACUUCCAGUUCGGCGUCCCCACGGGCGUCGUCGUGCAGCCGUACGUCGAGCGGGUGGUGCUCGUGUUCCACGACCUCGGCAACUGGUCCGACCACUAUUACCCGCUCCCCGGGUACACCUACCUGGCGCCGGUGCUCGGCCUGCUGGUCUACGACGCCGCCAAUCUUUCCGCCGCGGGGCUGCAGGAGCUCAACGUCAUCGCGUCGGGCGGCCCAAUUUCGGUGCGCUUCGGCGGUAAUGUCAGGGCGGUUCCGGCAGGCAGUGCAGCGCCAAGGUGCGUGGUGUUCGAUUUGGAUGGCGUGCCGCAGUUCCGGGACCUGGAGGCAACCGAUAUGUGCUCGACGUAUCGCCAAGGGCAUGUCUCGAUAGUGGUGAACUCCAGUGGGAUUGCUCCUGCUCCACCUCCACCUGGCGCGAUAGCCCCGUCGAUUCCGACCACUGGAGGAAAUACCAAGGGAAGCUCAAAGGCGUGGAAGAUUGCCGUCAGUGUGGUUGGUGCUGCCGUAGCACUGGGUCUCAUGGCUGCGCUUCUGCUGUGUUUGGUGAGGCAUAAAAGGGAUAAGAAGCUUCAGGUGAUGGAACGGAAUGCGGAGGUUGGAGAGACAUUGCGGAUGGCGCAUGUUGGGCGGACACAAGCACCGGUGGCGUUGGGGACACGGACACAGCCGGUGAUUGAGAACGAUUACACCGCAUAGUGGAGUUUUGGGGUCUUCUGCAUGAUUCUACUAACAUGAAGACAUCACCAUGGUGAUGGCUGGAGAUGAGAUUGUCCAUUGGUUGCUUGACGCGGACAGUUUUCCAUAUCAGCAGAGGGCAACUGCAGCUGCUAAUUUUCAGGUCCAAGGUUCAGCUCCAUGAGGGUUCAGCACAUUAUUUUGGUGGGUUUGUUGUGAUGCUCAAGUUUUCUACUGCAAGACAAUGGCUAUUGUUUGUUCAUGUUCAUAUGUGAGGAGUUCCUUUUCAUUUCCAAGCAAGCAGGCAGUGUUGUGGAAAUCUUAUUCCUAUCAGACUUGGAGUCCUCAGUUAUUCUUUUGGGGGUAUCUGUAUUCAAUAGAAAAACAGGCUUGG